Molecule: messenger RNA, 3015 nt
Organism: Colletotrichum truncatum
Lineage: Eukaryota; Fungi; Ascomycota; Sordariomycetes; Glomerellales; Glomerellaceae
Product: GTPase-activator protein for Ras-like GTPase
Biological process (GO): nucleobase-containing compound metabolic process
Cellular component (GO): nucleus
Molecular function (GO): 5'-3' RNA exonuclease activity; nucleic acid binding; zinc ion binding
Source: RefSeq, a predicted model, not a curated record
AUGGGUAUUCCUGCGGCUUUCCGAUGGCUUUCCAACAAGUACCCUAAGAUUAUCUCACCGGUAAUCGAGGAACAGCCUGUCAAGAUGGAGGAUGGAUCUACCAUACCAGUCGAUACCACCGGACCUAAUCCUAAUGGCGAAGAGCUCGACAAUCUUUACCUCGAUAUGAACGGUAUCGUCCAUCCUUGCUCUCACCCUGAGGAUCGUCCAGCUCCUAAGGAUGAGGAGGAGAUGAUGCUUGAGGUAUUCAAGUAUACCGAUCGUGUUGUUAAUAUGGUCCGGCCGCGGAAGCUUCUCAUGAUUGCUGUCGAUGGCGUUGCGCCCCGUGCCAAAAUGAACCAACAGCGUUCCCGACGAUUUCGAUCCGCUCAAGAAGCCCAGCAAAAAGAGGAGGAUAAGCAAGAGCUUCUAAAGCUUCUUAAGCAGCAAAGCAACGACGUCACGUCUGACAACACUCUGGAAACUGUGACCAAAAAGGCGUUUGAUUCCAACUCAAUCACUCCAGGAACCCCGUUUAUGGAUAUCCUAGCCACCAGCUUGCGAUACUGGUGCGCAUACAAAUUGAGCACUGAUCCUGCCUGGGCUAGACUCAAAAUUAUUAUCUCAGAUGCCACAGUACCUGGUGAGGGUGAGCACAAAAUCAUGUCUUUCGUGCGGUCACAGCGGAUAUCUCCUGAUUAUGACCCCAACACUCGCCAUGUUAUCUACGGUCUAGAUGCUGAUUUGAUUAUGCUUGGUCUCGCGACUCACGAACCUCAUUUUCGAGUUCUGCGUGAGGAUGUCUUCUUCCAAGAAGGCAAGACCAGAAUGUGCAAGAUAUGCGGACAAAAAGGCCACGAGGCUCGUAAUUGUCGGGGAGAAGCCAAGGAGAAGGUUGGCGAAUUUGACGAACAAGAGAAGGGUACAGCACUGAAACCCUUCAUUUGGCUUCAUGUCUCUAUCCUACGGGAGUACCUGGCUGUGGAGCUCAAUGUACCAGGUCUUCCUUUCCGCUUCGAUCUGGAAAGAGCAAUUGAUGACUGGGUCUUCAUGUGUUGUUUCGUAGGUAACGACUUUUUGCCGCACUUGCCUGCACUGGAGAUCCGUGAGAAUGGCAUCGAUACCUUAACCACCAUAUGGAAAGACAACCUCCCGUACAUGGGCGGCUACGUUACAAAGGAUGGUCAUGUUGACCUUGGCCGCGCGCAAUUGAUUCUAAACGGUUUGGCGAAACAAGAAGAUGCCAUUUUCAAAAGAAGAAAGGAACAAGAAGAUCGAAGGGAGGCUAACGCCAAACGUCGGAAACUUCAGGAAGAACGCAAUCCCAGGAAUGCUCGGCCCAAGCAGGUUGACAAUGCUGCUUCAGGUUUACCCCUAUUCCCGGCUGCAGGCGGUCCCGAUGGCAUUACUCACGAUAUGGUGGUUGGCCGAUCCUCUAACAUGAGUGCCAAUUUUGCCAAUAAGAGCGCGGCAAGCGCCAUUCGGGACCAGAUUAAGGGCAUGAUGUCCAAUGCAGAACCUCGCCAAGAAGGCGACUCGGCCAAGACCGCAACGGACGAUAGUCAAAGCACCUCUUUGGAUCAGAAGUCUGUUCUUGGCAAACGCAAAGCUGAUGACGAGCUUGACCAACCUGCCCCCACCCUUACAACAGGGACUGGGCCUAGCAUGGCGCCUGCUACUUCUUCAGCUGCCGAAGAAGCUGCAGUAGAUCACGUCAGAAUGUGGGAAGAGGGUUAUGCUGACAGAUAUUACGAACAAAAGUUUCACGUCGAUCGCAAAGACGUUGCAUUCCGACAAAAAGUUGCUAAGGCUUAUGUCGAAGGCUUGUCCUGGGUCCUUCUGUACUAUUUCCAGGGUUGCCCAUCAUGGGAGUGGUACUACCCAUACCACUAUGCUCCAUUCGCAGCAGAUUUCGUCGAUUUGGACAAGAUGGAAGUCCAAUUCAACAAGGGUCGCAUUUCCAGACCUUUCGAGCAGCUGAUGAGCGUGCUUCCGGCUGCCUCUCGUCACGCGAUACCUGAGGUUUUCCAUGACCUUAUGUUGAACGAGGAUAGCGAGGUCAUCGAUUUUUAUCCAACAGAUUUCGAAAUCGAUCUAAAUGGGAAGAAGAUGGCCUGGCAGGGAGUGGCAUUAUUGCCAUUCAUAGAGAUGCCGAGGUUGCUGGCUGCCGUAGAGAAGAAAUAUCCCCUUCUGAAUGCCGCAGAUCAGGCACGAAAUGCUGUAGGUAGAGAUGUUUUGCUCUUGUCAGAUGCUCACCAUGAGCUCUACGACGAAAUUACGACCAACUUCUAUUCCAAAAAGCAAGGACCGCCUACAUUGAAGCUUAAUCCUCGAACAAGUGACGGCUUGUCUGGCAAUAUUGAGAAGAUCCCUGAAUAUUUGCCCCAUGGCGAAUUACUUUAUCCUCUGGAGCGUGGAGGUAUGCCAAGCCUCGAUUAUGACAGGUCGCUUAGUGUCUGGUACUCUUUCCCAGAGAGCUCUCAUCCUCACAAGUCGAUGCUGCUGCGGGGUGUGAAGCUGCCCACUCCUGCUCUCGACCGCAAUGACAUUGAAACACUGAAGGGUAAGGCAUCUCGGUCCGGGCGGGGCUAUGGCGGCGCACCGCUGGGGCGCAAUGGAUAUAAUGACGGUGGCCGGAGAGAGCAUUUUAGUUAUGCCCCAAGCGGUGGAAACGGCCGGCAAGAUCGCCCUCCUCCGCGCUCGGGUAAUGGCACUUACGGACGAUACGGAAACCAGCCGUCGGGGGCGCCGCAAGCACAAUUUUGGCAGCCACCGCCACCAGGUCAUCCCGGAUUUGGCAUGGGGCUGCCCCCUCCUCCACCAAUGUAUCACAGCGAUGGGCGGAAUUCGAAUGGGUCCUAUGGCGGUGGGGGUUAUGGACAGCAUCAGAAUCACGGGCCGCCGCCCUCGGGACCCUCCAAUUCAAAUCAUGGCCAUCAUGAUGGCGGUCGGCGUGGAGGUCGUGGGGGUUAUCAGAGUAGAGGGUACAGUGGUGGGCGGGGCGGGGGCUACGGCGGCGGGCGUAAUUACAGGUAG